GGGGGGCGCAUCCUCUUAUUGGCCACACUCCAGAGUCAAGAACCGGCGGGUCUCGGCGUUCCAGACCAUGAACCUGUUCAAUCCGGCCGAGGAUGAGAACGUGUCCAUGGUGCACCCCGAGUACUUCAUCAUUAGCGGCUUGUCGGGGGUCCCUCACAUCAAGCUGUACUACGUCUUCUUGUUUGCGGUCUACGUGCUGUCUGUGCUAGCCAACAGCGCCGUGAUGGCUGUCAUCUGUCUGGACCGCCGGCUGCAGACCCCCAAGUAUGUGGCGGUCUUCAACCUGGCUUUUGUGGACCUGUUCGGGAGCUCGGCCCUGGUCCCCAAACUCCUCGAUGUGUUCCUGUUGGGCAAUCGGCGCAUUCCCUUCCGCAACUGCCUGGUUUAUAUGUUCUUCUGCUACACCUGCUUGUCCAUGCAGUCCUUCAACUUGGUGGCUCUGGCCUAUGACCGGCUCCUGGCCAUUAUUUUCCCGCUGCACUACCAGGUGAAGAUGACGCACCGCUUCAUGUUGCGGCUGAUCUGCGGCUUUUGGCUACUGGUGGUGGUUCUGGUGGCGGUGGCGGCGGGCCUGCUGAGCCGCCUGUCUUUCUGCCGCUCUGUGGUGAUCAACAGCUACUUCUGCGACCACGGCCAAAUCUACCGGCUCUCCUGCAACAGCCACUACCCCAACUAUAUGGUGAGCUGCAUCUACCCGGUGGUGAUCUUCUGGCUGCCACUGGCUUUCAUCCUGCUCAGCUACGCCGCCAUCAGCUGCACCCUGGCCAAGGUGGCCGCCGUCCAGGAGCGCCUCAAGGCCCUGCGCACCUGCGCUGCCCACCUCUCACUGGUGGCCAUCUACUUCAUCCCGCUGCUCAUCACCUUCACACUGAUGGAGAACAUUCACCCCAACAGUCGUAUCAUUAACCUGUCGCUCACCUCCGUCUUCCCGCCCUUGCUCAACCCCGUUAUCUACACGCUGCAGACGCAGGAGAUCAAAGAGUCGUUCGGCAGGCUCAUCAGAAGCGCACGCCGCCGCCGCCGCGGCAAACACGGCGCCCGCGCUAAAGUAUGGACGGCGCUCCACUAGGAGCACACUGCAGACCGGCACAACUGAGGACGCAAGCCCGAGAUGAUGGCGGCCAAUACUCCUUCAGUCUUUUGUAAAUAAUUAUUUAUUCACAGUACAAAUAUCAACUAAUUUUUGGGGGGAGUCUGUCGGGUCAGAAGGUACAGAGAGGUGAAUCCAACAUGAGGUCCGGGCUCUGCUUUAGCCAAUCAAGACACCUUGAGUGUAAUCUCAGGUGGGCGUACUGUCGGCCAUCCGCUGCCGCUGGCUCAAGUGUUCCUGCCGUGCCUUGUGGUGGUCGCUCAUGCAUUUUUUAAAGGCGCCCACGUAGCUCUGGCACACUCGCCAGUCCCGAUGCUCGGCCAUGCAGUCCUGCAGCGCCUCGUGCUGCUCGGUGCAGCCCGUGCGAGAGAUCAUUUGCUCCACGGGGUCUUCUUCUUCGCCGUCGCCGCUGGUCUUUGCGCUUCGGUCGUGAGGAGAAGGGGAUGCCAUUCUGUGCACCAAUGUUGUCAUUAGUUUAAGAAUUUUAUUCAAUGAUGCUAUUCGUCUCAACUGAGUUAUCAAUUCAAUUAUGGACAGAACAACAAAUGCUAUUAACAAUUGACCCUCAUUGCAGUAUAGUAAAUACAGUCUAAUUCUCAUCCACAAUUCCAUACUUAUGAUAAAUACGUGAUGAGUAAUGUUGGUGAUAUUUAUCACAAAGUUUUUAUGGCCCAAAUGUGUUGAACUGUAAUGGUAAGGUCAACGACACUUGAGGUGCUUGACAUUACUUGGCCAGGUAAGUCAUCUUGGGUGUUCUUUAAAAGCAUAUUUUCCAUACCUGUUAUCUUUUCCCCGAUUGGCUGCGUGUAUCUAGUAGUUAAUGUCCUAAAGGCACAAUGGCACAAUUUUAAACAAAUUUUUUUUGAAGUAACAACACUGGAGUCAAAAUAGGUUGCUGGUGUACUGAUCGAGGAGGAAGCAUUUAAA
Molecule: messenger RNA, 2017 nt
Organism: Syngnathus typhle (broad-nosed pipefish)
Lineage: Eukaryota; Metazoa; Chordata; Actinopteri; Syngnathiformes; Syngnathidae
Product: olfactory receptor 8G17-like
Exons: 2
Coding region: 68-1069 (333 amino acids)
Biological process (GO): G protein-coupled receptor signaling pathway
Cellular component (GO): membrane
Molecular function (GO): G protein-coupled receptor activity; olfactory receptor activity
Source: RefSeq, a predicted model, not a curated record